AUGAAAUUUUUUAAGAAAAGCUUGAAAUAUUAGAGACUUUAACUGUAAUAUUUAAUUGGACAUUCAUAAGUAGUUUUAGAACAAGAAAAUAAAUUAUUUUGGGCCUUGUGUGAAUUUAUCAGGAUGUUUUAGACCAUAGCAUUAGUUUUGCUAUAUCAGUAAAUAAUUCGAAUGUUGAAUAUCAAUAAAAAAUUUAAAGAACCAACUGAUACUUAAGAUAAGAUAGAAUUAAUAAGCAGAAUAACUAUGCCAACAAUUUUAAUUUUAGAAUAUUUAUCAUAAGAGUAAAUAAUAUAUUUCUAGUUGAUAUUUUUGACGUUUCUUUUUCUAAUGUUAUUAAUUAAUGUAGUUGCUGUAAGAAUAGAUUAUCUUCAUUUUAAAGAGAUCAAAUUUCAAAAUAAAAAUUAAUUUAACAAGGCAGAUGGAAAUAGUUUUUGUAUAUUUAUUUUAUGAUAUUUUUUAGAAUCCCUCAAUCUAUUAAAUAGCACUUACAAUGAAAAUGAUUUUAUUGAACAUUUCUUAUUGAAAUAACUAAUGAUUACAGAUAAUGGGUCAUUAAUUGAAAUGUAUUUGUACAGAACAUCUUUAUUAACUAAUUAUUUUACUCAUAUCUUAUUUUUGCCAUAAAUCUAUUGGAUAGCAAUAAUAUUCUACAGAAUAUUUACAUCAUCUAACUACUAAGUUGCUUUAUUUGCUUUAAAUUUUACUCUUAAUUUGAUUCAAUUAUUAUUUUUAAUAAUUUUAGAAGCUUUAUCUUUAUAUAUGCAAUAAUCAUAUAGAUUAAAAGAUACUAAUUAUUUAAGAUUAAGGGUUACAACAUCUUUUAAAAUAGGAUAAAUUCUUAGAAUUCUACCUACAGUAUUAUAUUUUUGUGUUUUGUACUUUAUGGAUCAUGAAACAAUCUAUGACAAUUUGAUAUUUUAAUAAAUAAUAAGUUGUUUUGUACUUUUGAAUCUAUUAUUUGAUUUGUAAGAUUAAUCAUAAAAUGUUCCUUUUGUAUAACCAUUCAAAAUAUAUGUCUUUCAUUUUGCCUUUUCAUUUACUUUUGGAAUAAUCUUUACUAAAUUAUUGCAAUUUUCUAUAACAGACAUUAUAACACUAACAUUAAUGAGUAUGCCGUGUACAUGCAAAAUGCUUAAUCAAUUAACAGAUUAUCAUUUUAAGAAUAUUGUAAUGAAAACACUACAUGCAGAAAAUAUGCCUUUAAAAUAAAAAGCCUUAAAAAGAAAUUCAUAAACUAUAACAAAAUCUAUGGCUGUUAAUGAUGAAAUUCAUCAAAUUGAAAAACUUAUUUGGUUUUAAAAGCUAGAAUAAGUUAAUAAUAUUAGAUUUAGUAAUAAUAAAUAUUUUUUGUAAUUUGUGCGUUUAUAUGAAUUAUAAGGUAUUCAAAAACAAUAAGCGUAUUCUUCAUCUGAGGUAUUAAAUCCAAAUUAAUCCAAAUUUUUGAUGCAAUGUAUUAUUCUAAUCAAAACUCAUAUUGAAUAAUGUAACAAUCUCUAUUGCUUUUGUAGAGGGUUUAUGGGUGAAAAAAAAUAAAGUUUAGAAUUAAAUCAUAAUGAUCAAUAAAUGAAAAUAUUUUCUGACUAUUCUUAAUAAAAUUUAUUAGUAUCAGUUGAUUUAAUCGAUAGAUACAUUAGAUAUUAUAUAAAACUGAUUUUGAAUAUAGAAAUUUAUGUUACGCAGCCAAAUUUAACUUAUAUAACUUAAUUAAUUAGUUACAUAGGUUAAUCUGAAGAAUGCUAUUAGACAUGGCUAUAAAUUAUGGAAGUGAAAUUAUAACUGUAAGAAUAAAAAAAGCCAUAUGAUCAAAUUGUUAUUAAUUUAAUGGCCAGUUAUAUAAAAUUUUUGACACUUCAAAGAACACAAUCCCAUUUGGAUGAAUUACAAAUAAAAAAAACUAUUUAAUAUGGAGAUUAUAGAAGUACUGAACAUUAAAGAAAUCAUUUCUUUAAUAAAAUAAUAGAAUGUUUAUAAAUGAAAUAAAAUUAUUUAAUAAAAUUAAGUAGCAACAAAUUAAAUUACGAGGAAGUUCAAUAAAUUUACAUAGAUUAAAAUAUAAUACUUGAUAAAUUAUAAAAUAAUUUGAUGCAAUUUUACAAUCAAUCUUAAUGUAGAACUUCAACGUUAUUAUUAAUGUUUUUUUACUUAGAAGUACGUUGUGAUUACUUUUCAUUUUAGCAAUAUAAAAAUGUAAAAAAAUAUUUUGUUAAUUUUAGAGUCUCAAAUCGAAGGAGACUAAAUUUUUUGAAAUCUUAACACUUUCUCAUCAAUCUUAAAGUGUAAGUUAUCUAAAGAUUAAUCUCUCUAGAUUUUCUAAAUAUAAAUGUAGAGGAGAGAUCUUAUCACGAUCAGAUAACUCAUAUAACUUUUUUGGUUUUUAAAGCAUGGAUGAUUUUUGCAACUAAAUUUAGACUGUUCAUUAGUUAGUACCACCUUUAAUUGCUAAAGUGCAUAAUACCAUAAUGGAAUUAUUUUUAAUGAGUAGUAGACCAAAUGUUCUGAGGUAAGAACGUCAUUUAAUAGCACAAAAAGCAAAUUAAGAGAUUGUAUUUGUGGAAAUGUUUAUUGAUGUAUGUUUUAUUAUAACUUCUACACAAUUUCCUGUUUAUUGUUUUAUGAAGGAACUUAAGCCAAUUGGAAAAUUUGAGAAUAUUCGUGGUCAUAUAAUUAUUGAUGAUUAUGAAAUAAUUUAAGGUAUAAGUUCUUAUGCUUAUUAAUCUUUUUUUCUCGAUUCCGCAUAGGAAAUUUGCAAUAAAGAAAUUUCCAAGUUUUAUAGUGACUUCAAUGAAAAUGUUUAAAAGCUUAAUUUAAUGAUGGAUACAAAAUCAAUGCAUCAAAAACACAAAAAAACUUAAUAAAUAGCUAGUCCAUCAAAUAAACGACAAAAGAUGAAUAAAUCAGUUUAUAAUCAUUAUAAACUCAGGUUAGAAGAUCAAUUAUUUGUAAUAAAUUCAUAGAAUAAGUUUCUUAUAGAUUUAACAUUGACUUUAACUUAUGGAAUAGUUAAUACUAAAAUUUCUAAAGUAUAAUUAUUAAUUUAAUUUAUAAUUUGUAUAGUUUUACACUAUAGAGUUUAAUAAAGUGCAUCAGCUUGAACUUACAGAUAACAACUCUAGUGAUUAUUCUAUCAACCUUUAAGACAGUAAUAGGUAAUCUUCCAAAAAAACUGACUCUCUUCAGAAUAUUUAAUAAAAUGAGAAAGCAAGUAGUGAAUCUUCUAUAAAGAUGAACCAUUAUUCUUUUCCUUAAAUUAAUGAACAAUGUAUUACUGAGUCUUAGAAUUAAAUAUAAUAAUUGAAUCAAGCUCCUACAUUUUUGGAAAGGAAAAGAACUACUUUAAUAAAAAUGGAAAGAAAAUCCAAGUAUUUUGCUAGCAAAGGUAAUGCUCGCAUAUCAAAUUCAGAUAAUUAAAAGAAUAAUGAAUUUUAUUCAAACUAAGAUUAUCUAUAAGCUUCAGCAUCUUCCUAAAAGUAAUAAUCUGAAGGAUCAAAGUUUCUCUUUAAAGGUGUUUAAUAUUACGAAUUUUGUAAUUCAAAUAAUGAGAAAAUAUUAUAUACUUUACAUUUAAUUAAUGCAAUAAUCUUUGUAAUCAUUAUAGCAUUUUUACUCAUGUAUUAAUUAAGAUACAAAUCAGAGUGUGAAAUAAUAAUACCAACUUUUGAAAUCUUAAAAGCAUUUACAUCAACAAAUUAUGUAGAUAGCAUUUAAUUAUCAUUAAUUUCUCAUAUUCCUAAUAUUCAAUAGAUAGAUCAAUUUUAUAAACAUUUGAAUCAUUUAUUAAUAGAACACUCAUAAAACUUUAUAGAAUAACAAAAAAAUUAUUUAUUAACAUCUCAAAUACAAGAUGUCCUGAAAAAUGUAGAUAGUUAAGAGCAAAAUUAAACAAAAAUAGAUGUUUUAUAUUUGACAUUGACAGUAUUGUAUGAUUAAUUAGAUUUUAUUCAGAAUCAAAAUUUAAUUUAGAUUGAUGAAGAGCCUACUUUUGUAAAACUAUUGAAAGAAUUCCCAAUCUAUAAAUAGGUUUAUAAAGAGAUUAAUCAAUAAUUUCGAGAGUAGGUUUAAGCAUCAAUUAAUAAUUUUAAUGAUUCUUAACGUACUCUUAUCUUUGCUUUAGUUAUUUUAAGUUUUAUCAUUUCAGUUGUUUCUUUAAUUGCUUAUUAUAAUUAUUUCAAAUAUUUAAAGAAAAUCACUAGAUGUAGUGAAUAAGUUUCAAUAGAUUGUAUUGAUAGAGAAGUCAAUUUUUGUGCAAAUGUAAUAAAUAAUAAAUAAGUAAGAUAUUUUAAAUUUUUAUUAGAAACUUAAUAUUUAUGAGUUUAAAAUGGAUUUUACAUUACAUUAAGAUAAUUAAACUCAUUAUUCAAGUUUUAGGCCAUUAAAAAAUAAUGGAUUAUAAAAAAUUAAGAGAUAUUUGAAUUUAAAAGAUGACUUUACUAUUGGACGAACUCUAAACUUUCUUUAUCCUUUAUUAUGUUUAGCUUUGGUAUUAAUUUAUCUUCUAUCAACUUACUUUGAAACUCUUGAAGUAAUGUAAUCAUUAUUGGCUAAAAUUGAAAUUUAUGAUUAAAGUAUUAAAUAUUUAGAAUCGUUUUCUAUAUUGUGUUAGAGUAGUAUAGUCUAUGAGAAUAAGAAUUAUUUAAUAAAUAGUAACUAUCUAACAAGUUAGUAAUUACAAGAGUAUUACAACUAAAUUGAUUCAUCAUUAACCAAUCUAUAAGAAUCAAGUAAAGUUAGAUAUAUUUAUUAUAGAUUUCAGAAGUACUCAAAGUAAUGAUUACUUGAAAGAUAACAUAUGCAAAAUUUUGAUAGUAUAAAUAGAUAAUUAAAUCUGUGAAUAAGUGCAUCAAGGUUUAUUAUAGAAUGGAAUAUUGGAAUCAGUAUAGUAUUAUUUGGUUCAUUAUAUGAAUAACUAUAUUUCAAAUUUUGAAGAUACCAUUAAUUAUACUACAUCAGAAGAUGCAGUAGCAAUAAGUUAUAUAAUUAAAGGAAUAAAUAAUUUUAUGGAUUAAUAAAAAUUAGACUUAGAAAAUUUUAUCAAUGAUAAUUAUAAUAGCCAAUUGGAUUGGUUUAUUUUUAUAAUAUCAUUUGCCAUAGUUCUUUAAAUUACUUUAUGGCUUGUUUAAUCUUGGAAUCUAAAACAAAAAUUACGAUUAUUAAAGCAAUUUGUCUUUUUAUUACCUAGAAGUAGUUUAUACAUGAAUGAUAGUUUUUUGAAGACAUUAAAUUAUGUUUAAAGACAUUAAAACGAUAUAUGGUAAUGA
Molecule: messenger RNA, 5258 nt
Organism: Paramecium sonneborni
Lineage: Eukaryota; Ciliophora; Oligohymenophorea; Peniculida; Parameciidae
Source: the annotation of a GenBank genome assembly